This is a messenger RNA of Cottoperca gobio, 3556 nucleotides long. It is a transcript of the gene abhd17b, whose product is annotated as abhydrolase domain containing 17B, depalmitoylase. Gene Ontology annotation, cellular component: endosome membrane; plasma membrane. Bases 438 to 1304 code for a protein of 288 amino acids. Gene Ontology annotation, biological process: protein depalmitoylation; regulation of postsynapse organization. The transcript is spliced from 4 exons. Gene Ontology annotation, molecular function: palmitoyl-(protein) hydrolase activity. The record is from RefSeq and is a predicted model, not a curated record. Lineage: Eukaryota; Metazoa; Chordata; Actinopteri; Perciformes; Bovichtidae.
ACGAAAAGCGAUGAUGUUUCGGAGGCAAGCGAUGCUGUUGUGAAGUGAUUGCCAAAUCAACACGGACGUGAGACACUAAUUUAGUUAGACCUUUACCCAUGUCGCUUUUGAGCUAUAUAGACUUUAAUCUUUUGAAUGAAUCGACCUCGUUAUCAUUCAGGACCAUUAGUUGAGAAAACCGAGCGGAGAAAAAAAGAGACGACAGUUUCUGAGGCUGUCUGGACCCGGAGGACGAAACUGCUAGCUAAUAGAAACUCACAGCUGUGGUGCCAAGAGGCAUAUACACACUCAAAGUGACAUCGACACGGAACAGAGGAUAAUCUGGCCGAGGAUAACCUUGUCAAUCUCCUGGCGUCUAUUACAAGACAAGUCGGUUUGCUUGGUGUGAAGAUAACACCUGACUUAGUUGAAUACUGUCACCGUCCAGUGUUUUGAGGAUGAACCACUUAUCCCUCAGUGAGCUAUGUUGCCUGUUCUGCUGUCCACCGUGCCCCAGCAAGAUCGCGUCUAAGCUGGCCUUCCUGCCCCCAGAGCCCACCUACAGCCUCAUGUCUGAUGACAGUGGCAGCAAAUGGACGCUGAACCUCUCAGACCGCGCCGACUGGCAGUACUCGUCCCGUGAGAAGGAUGCCAUCGAGUGCUUCAUGACACGCACCUCAAGAGGGAACCGCAUUGCCUGCAUGUUUGUCCGCUGCUCACCCAGUGCCCGAUACACUCUAUUAUUCUCCCACGGAAAUGCAGUGGACUUGGGCCAGAUGAGCAGCUUCUACAUCGGCCUCGGUUCACGGAUCAACUGCAACGUCUUCUCCUACGACUACUCGGGUUACGGGGCGAGUUCUGGGAAACCCUCGGAGAAGAACCUGUACGCUGAUGUCGACGCCGCCUGGCAGGCACUCCGGUCACGGUAUGGCAUUCGGCCAGAAAACGUGAUCGUGUACGGACAGAGCAUUGGCACCGUGCCCUCUGUGGACCUGGCUUCUCGCUAUGAGAGCGCUGCAGUCAUCCUGCACUCCCCGCUCACCUCUGGCAUGAGAGUGGCCUUUCCCGACACCAAGAAGACAUACUGCUUUGACGCCUUCCCAAACAUCGACAAGAUUUCGAAGGUAACGUCCCCAGUACUGGUGAUCCAUGGUACGGAGGACGAGGUCAUCGACUUCUCCCAUGGCCUGGCGCUUUAUGAACGCUGUCAGCGCCCCGUGGAGCCACUCUGGGUGGAGGGGGCUGGACACAAUGACGUGGAGCUCUAUGGACAAUACCUAGAGAGACUCAAACAGUUUGUUGCACAUGAGCUGGUCAACUUGUAGAGAAAGCUGGAAAAAAGGGUGGAGAGGGAGGAAUAGAAGAAAGCGAUGGUUUUCAGGAGAGGUUGGAUGAUGAAGGGGUACAACGUUUCCUUUCUUUGUGCAUUUAUGCAGGUAGAAGUGGUGUAUGUCUCUGUAGUACUGAAAUUUUGGUGGCAGUCUUUCUCAUUAUCGAACACCUCUCCCCCCCCCGUCCUCUUGAAGCUCCCGUUUGCCCGGGCCAGAGCCUUUCAGUACCGUCCACUCCACAGGCUGCAGCUGUCAACUUACAAGCACCCAUCAUUUUGUUUUUGCUUUUAGACUUUCUUUUUAUUAUGUUGAAAUUUGCACAUCGUGAAUGAAAGAGGAAGUAGAUGUGCACAGAAAACAUAGUGUGUGUGUGUGUGUGUCAUUUUGUGCUGCCUUUUUGAAAAGGACACGGUCCACUGUUCUUAAUGGAGAGGUUCUUGAGGGUUUUAAAGCACAGCCUUGCUGCAAACUGGACUGAACCAGACUCUCUUAUCCAACUGAACAUCUGACUUUGAGGUCGGGUUCCGUCCUACACUCUGCAGACACCAUGUAUUUCCUUUUUUUUUUUUUGGAUUACUGUUAAUUAUAUUUUUUUACAUCAUACAUGAUAUUUGCACGUAUCAGCAGUCACUGAUGAACUGUACAAGACAAACUGACAUUAUCUAGCUGUGCCAGUGUUGCCAAAUGUUUAGUAUAAUAUAUAUAUAUAUAUAGCAGAGAGUUGGACACGCAAAGAACUUUGUACAAAAUGCAUCUAGAAACAUCUCCAAAGCUCCGUUAGCUGUAUUCAAUCUGUACUUCUCCGUUUAGUCUUAAAAUGGUGCAUUCAAUGACUUACAAUCUACAUUAAUAUAAUACAAGAUGGGGCUCAGUCAGCAGCUCGUGUAGCCAGUUAACAGGCUGGGGCUGUGUAUCGCUGACCAAUAAAGUGUCGGUUAUUUCCUCACACUGAUGAUCAAAAUGAUCAUUAUUGCUACGCUGUAAACUAUGAGCUGGAUGUUUUCAGAACAAUGAAAUGCUGGUCAGUAAAAUAUCUGACACCUCUCUUUGGAAAUAACAAUAUUCCCCUUUAUAUAGUAACUAUUAUAAAACCCCGUGUUGACAGUGUUUUUUUCUGUCUUUGGGUCUGAAGGUAUCAAGUUAAAUAAUGUAUGUACUUAUUAUUCAGAUCUUUCUAGAGGUGUCUUUCUUUUUUUUACACGGUAACUCUGUUAACUACUGUGACAGCAGCUAACUGUCUGUGCUCUAUUGUAGACUUAUACCACUAAUGCCAAUCAUGACUGAAUGGUGAACGUCCUUUUCAGUUCAGGAAGUUGCAUUUACAUGAGCAUAUUUGAGCUUAAAAAUUAAUUUACAAUGUGUUAUAUCAACGCAAGUGGCUCAGCAUUAAAGGCCUCCAUCAUGGACAGAAUGUUUUGUUUUUGUCUUAACUUUAUCUUUUUUGUCUGCAUGGUAUUUCUGGAUCCAUUUGCUGUCUGAGUUGCCCUUUAAUGCUGUGUGAGGCGAGCGUUAGUCAGCUGAUGGCUCCAUGGAGGGCCUGAAAAGCAAAUGUCAAAGUGCUACUGCAUGCCAUGAAUGGCUAGUUUUUUCUUUUCUUGUCUGGUCUGUAUAACAAAGUCGGACUUACACAAGAAAUCUCAAUGAAUCAUUUUCGUAUGGGUAUUUUAAUGCCUGUAUUACACUUGAGCCUGUGUUCACAAAAAGGGUCGAAUAUUGUUGGUAAAUUACUGUAAACCAAUAAAAUGGGUGCUACUGUAAACCUUCAGGUCUGAUUACUUACAGGUUGAGAGGAAGCAAAGAUGGCUUGAUGUUUUGUCAGAUUGACCAAGAUCAGGAUUAGUAACUGUUGUUUGUCAGGUGAUGGUCUCUUAUCAGAACUACUUUUUUCACAACUCGUUGUCUUAUAAACAAGGUUAUGCUUUCUUUAAUUUUCACUUUGUAAAUAAUAUUUGUACUGGACAUGUUUUUUUUUUUUUCGUUUUUUUUUCAACAAGCUUUUGUCAUCUCUUUAAACUGUUCUUCUUACUUCUCUAACUCUUGAUAUGACAACUAUAAGACCAAGGUGGGCCAUCAUUUUUGGCUUUCUGAUGACCUUUGUACCGGUCCUUUGACUAAUGUCAUCUCUGAUUUUGAUUAAUUUUGUAUAGCAUAUUUCAAUACAGAAGGAACUUAUAUGUAAUAACAAUAUUAAUAAAGUAAUUCUAGUGUGGAUGGAGAAAAUAAAAUGAUAUUUGAGAAGCAACCCA